This is a messenger RNA of Trichomycterus rosablanca, 3312 nucleotides long. Its product is annotated as SLIT and NTRK-like protein 1. The transcript has a single exon. Bases 416 to 2482 code for a protein of 688 amino acids. Gene Ontology annotation, cellular component: postsynaptic density membrane; glutamatergic synapse; GABA-ergic synapse. NCBI's taxonomy places the organism in Eukaryota, Metazoa, Chordata, Actinopteri, Siluriformes, Trichomycteridae. Gene Ontology annotation, molecular function: protein binding. Gene Ontology annotation, biological process: positive regulation of synapse assembly; axonogenesis; regulation of presynapse assembly. The record is from RefSeq and is a predicted model, not a curated record.
CCUCUUUUUUUUCUUAUCUUCUUGGGUUUUUGUUUUUUUUGGAGGGGGAGAAACGCCGAAGCAAGUCGGGCCGAGCAGGAUGUGAAGAUGUGAGGAUGUAAGGAUUGCGCUUUUAUUUUGCAUCAUUUCUUUUCCUUCUGUGUGUGUGUGUGUUGCGAUGCAUUGGGAUUUCAGAACCAUGGGAGGACGGAGAGCCCCCUUCCUGGAAGGAUUUUUGCAAAAUAAGAUGCGCAAGGUCACCGAUCUGGUAAGAUCCGUGAGAAAUGAUAACAAAUAAUCGACGACGUCUGGUUAAACUGAGGUGACUGGCAUGGAUCUAAGCACGAGCGCGAGAACUGGCACCCUGACAGACACCCCCCUUGUGUAGUUGUUUUCUCGUCUGGGAUAGCGGGGAUGAGAGGUCGGCGCUGAGACAAUGUUGCUCUGGAUCGUCUUGCUGGAGGCGGCUCUGUGCGCGGCGACCGGCAACGUGACCAACGACGUUUGCAAGGAGGAGAUCUGCUCGUGCAGCGCCAUCGAGGGCGACCUGCACAUCGACUGCGAGAAGCGUGGCUUCAGCAAGCUGCAGCACCUGACGGGUCCCAGCUCGCAGUUCUACCACUUGCUGCUGCACGGCAACUCUCUGUCCAGACUCUUCCCCAACGAGUUCGCCAACUUCUACAAUGCCGUCAGCUUGCACUUGGAGAACAACGGCCUGCACGACAUCGUCCCCGGCGCCUUCCUGGGGCUGCAGCUGGUCAAGCGCCUGCACAUCAACAACAACAAGAUACGCUCCUUCAAGAAGAACACCUUCCUUGGCCUGGACGACCUGGAGUACCUGCAAGCCGACUUCAACCUUCUCCGAGCCAUCGAUCCAGGCGUUUUCCGCGACCUGAGCAAGCUUGAGGUCCUGAUCCUAAACGACAACCUCAUCAGCGCGCUUCCCGUCAACAUUUUCCAGCACGUUCCCAUAACGCACCUGGACUUGCGCGGGAACCGGAUUAAGACGUUGCCCUAUGAGGGAGUCCUGGAGCAAAUUCCAGGCAUCGUCGAGGUCCUGUUGGAGGACAAUCCGUGGGACUGCAACUGCGAGCUCCUUUCGUUAAAACAGUGGCUGGAGAACAUCCCACAGCGGGCACUCGUGGGUCACGUGGUCUGCGAAGCGCCCGCACGUCUCCAAGGCAGCGAGCUCAACGAGACCUCCGAGUCGGAGCUUUGCCCUUCCAAAGACGGCGCAGAUACCAGUCUAGUAGCGCCCCCUACUCAGGACGAGAUCGCCGACCUGGAUUCCCGUCCCUCCCCCACAGGGACGGCGUCCACAGUGACCGAGAAGAACGGCCAGAGCAACAAGGGACGCCCCAAAGCCAGGGAAAACUGGCAGCUCAAGAUGCCCACGGCAAUGGCGACGGGGACGAGUGACGUCACGUGUCCACAGACUUGCUCGUGCAAGCCAAUCGGCGCCAUUCAGGGACUCGGGGUGAACUGCGAGGGGAAGAACCUCGAGAGCAUCGUGAAUCUCAAACCUGCUCCUUUAGGAGCGCACGAACUGAACCUACGUGACAAUAACAUUCACGCCAUGAAAAGGAACCAGCUUAAAGGCUACGCCAACCUGAACCUGCUGGAUUUGGGCGGGAAUAAUAUUAAAAGCAUCGACAACGGGACGUUCCAGAACCUCAGCGAGCUGCGAUGGCUCUACAUGGACAAGAACUACUUGGAUAGCGUCGUGCCGGAUAUGUUCGCCGGACUCCAGAAUCUGGAAUAUCUCAGUUUGGAAUAUAACGACAUCCAGUCGGUCGUAGCCGGCGCGUUCAGCUUGAUGCCCAGCCUGAGGGUUUUAUUCCUGAACAACAACCUGUUAAAGACUCUACCCGCGGACGCCUUUAGCGGAAUCUCCUUGUCCAAAAUCAGCCUACAUAACAACUACUUUACACACCUCCCGCUGGCCGGCGUGUUGGAGCAGCUCAACUCCAUCAUCCAGAUCGACCUGCACGGGAACCCCUGGGAUUGCACGUGCAACAUCGUCCCGCUGAAACAGUGGGCGGACAGAAUGGCGUCGGACGUGAUCGUCAGCGACCUGAAAUGCGAGUCGCCCGAGCAGUUCUGGAAGCAGGACUUCCGCCGGAUACGCAUGGACCUGAUCUGCCCAGAGCUUUACGAGCAGACCUCGCCGAGCUCCUCGGCUAAAAACGCGUCCGGGACCGCCGGGGCGGAAACGGACACGGGGGCGCACCCGGGGUCCUACCCGCAGCCGAGUCGGGUCUCCAUAUCGGUCCUGGUGCCGGGACUGCUGCUGGUUUUCGUGACCUCGGCGUUCACCGUGGUCGGGAUGCUGGUGUUCAUGCUGCGGCACCGCAAGCGCUCCAAGCGGAGAGACGGGAACUCCUCGGCGUCGGAGAUCAACUCUUUGCAGACGGUUUGUGACUCGUCGUACUGGCACGGCGCCUCCUAUCACGCCGAUCAGCGGAGCUACGACUGCGCCGCCCACACGCUGUCUGAUAAAUAGAGCCGGGACGAAUCCUGCGUUCGAGUGCAUCCUGGUGGGGGAAAAGAAUCCUAUUUUUCUGAGACGUGCACCCACGUUAAAACGGAUGCCGCUGUAAAAUACGUACCUCGACCGGUCUGUGUUCCUGUUCCCCCCUUCCCCGCCCCCGUGCUGAAUCGGAACUCCGAACCUGAGGACCUGAGACAGGCGCACGGCGGGACGGGAGAAGCAUGAAUGUAGUGUAAAUAAUCACCUGUAAAAUAUCUGCAUGAUCCGAGCCGCAUGGUUUCGAGUCCGGGAACCAGACCGCCAGACGCCGAGUCCACAGUCCCUUUGGUGAUACGUAUAAAUACCAUAAAUAUAUAAAUAUAUCACGUAUAUCACAAAAAACAAACAAUAUAUACAGUUAAUAUAUAAAAGUGCCAUUUCUGCGGGGGGUUUGUGGGACACGAAGCCGGAUUUGUAUUUGUGCUUUUGUUUCUGAGCUGGAGGAUUUUAAUGCAUGUGGGAUGAUUUCUGUUCCUGAUCUGUUUUACCCAUCAUGAUGAUGACGACGAUAACCACGAUAACGAUGAUGAUUAUUUAUCUCUAUUUUUCCGUGCCAGCCUGGCAGACUGGCGCUUUCAUUUCCUCAUGAAUGUAUUCCGUGUUUGAUGCACUGUGCCAGCUCUUGUUUUGGGGAUUGGGGAACAUUCAGAUCGUUUGGAUUAUUUGGACGAUUUAACGGAGCUCAUUUCUUCUGUUUUAUUAUUAUUAUUAUUAUAUUAUUAUUUUAUUUUUGGUCUCGUAUCUGAGCUGCGGAUUCUUUCAUGUGCUCACAUCUCAUCUUAAAAAAUAAAUAAAAACGAACA